This is a messenger RNA of Zea mays, 1445 nucleotides long. RefSeq lists its product as uncharacterized. Lineage: Eukaryota; Viridiplantae; Streptophyta; Magnoliopsida; Poales; Poaceae. The record is from RefSeq and is marked validated.
AUUAGGCCCAUCUGUCAGUUGACGUGCGCCUUUCCGAUUACGGAAAGCGUUGGAGCUUUCUCUGCCACCAGACGCUCAGGGGCACCCCGGGCCUACCUGCCAGCGUCGGUCAGAGACCCGCCUCCGUCUCUGAAUCGGCCGCUGCCGCUACCGCCGCCGGCGGCGACGACCAUGCCCCGCGCCGCUACGGGUGCGAUCACUGCGGCGUUCCUGCGCGCGCAGGCCCCGCACAUGGCGCCGCUGGCAUCGCGCAUCGCGCGCGCGUUCCCCGGCCUCGCCACCGCCGCCGCGACGCGCUUCGCUCCCUCCUCGUCCGCGUCCUCGCCGCGGCUUGGCCUCGUCCCGCGCCUCCGAUCCGCGCGCUCCUUCUCCGGCGCCCGUGCGUCUCCCGUUAGCGGCGCGGUUUCUGGCUCCUCGACGUCGGAGGAGGGCCAGCAGCUGCAGUCGGAGCUCAUCUUCCUGGGCACGGGCACCAGCGAGGGCAUCCCGCGCGUCAGCUGCCUCACGCACCCCACCAAGAUUUGCCCCGUUUGCACCAAGGCGGCUGAGCCAGGGAACCCGAACAGGAGGCGCAACACCUCUAUCCUUCUGCGCCACGCCACCCCGUCUGGCACCACAAACAUCGUUGUUGAUGCCGGCAAGUUCUUCUAUCACUCGGCACUCCAGUGGUUCCCCACGUUUGGUUUGAGGACAAUCGAUGGUGUCAUUAUUACCCAUUCUCAUGCUGAUGCCAUUGGAGGGCUUGAUUGUCUUCGUGAUUGGACGAACAAUGUUCAGUCAUCGAUCCCAAUUUAUGUGGCAGAACGUGAUUAUGAGGUGAUGAAGAUGACCCACUAUUAUCUCAUCGACACAAGUGUAGUUAUACCUGGAGCCGCAGUUUCAGCAUUGCAAUUUAACAUUAUAAAAGAGGAACCAUUUAUGGUUCACAAUCUUGAGGUGAUUCCUUUACCUGUUUGGCACGGUCAGGGUUACCGCUCUCUUGGUUUUCGUUUUGGUGAUGUAUGCUAUAUAAGUGAUGUCAGUGAUAUACCCGAAGAAACAUACAAGCUUCUGGAAAACUGUGAACUUCUUAUAAUGGAUGCUCUAAGACCUGAUCGUUCUUCAUCAACACACUUCGGACUACCAAGGGCUCUUGAGGAAGUUAGGAAAAUCAAACCAAAGAAAACACUGUUUACUGGAAUGAUGCAUUUGAUGGACCAUGAGAAAGUAAACAGUGAUCUUGCCAGGCUGAUUGGAACAGACGGUCUUGACAUCCAGCUUAGCUAUGACGGUCUCAGGAUACCUGUAAGGCUCUAGAAUUAUUAUUAUUUUUUGGAAAAAAUAUUUAUGUAUUGGGUGCUGCUAAUUGAUGAUUUCAGAGUCUCUUUAGUUCGAACUGAGUAAAAUGAUGACCAGAUGUAAAUGUAAUCUGAUGAGCUCUCGAUGCAGUGCGAUUUUACUUUUCA